Leptosia nina is the source of this 213-nucleotide messenger RNA. The record is from the annotation of a GenBank genome assembly. NCBI's taxonomy places the organism in Eukaryota, Metazoa, Arthropoda, Insecta, Lepidoptera, Pieridae.
AUGGCCGAUCAAUCGGAUGACGUCUACUCAAUGAUUCGAAGUCUAACUAAAUGCUCUCUAUAUCAGCCCAGAGAUGUACUGGUCAAACCUGCCCCCAAAGCCUGUUCAGAAGAAUGUGCUAUACACGUAGGCGGUCGCGAUCAGGCAGAGCACGAGAAGGCACAGCAUAAUCAUAAUCUUCUUCUGCACAAUGACAAAUACAACACACAUUAG